GAGCAGGGAGGGAGUGCUGGGAGAGAAGGGGUGCAGAGCUCCUCCAUCCUCUGCAGGGGCUCAGGAAGGGCAGGGAGCUGGGGCAGGACAAACAGCCACUGCUGGGACCGGUUUGUUCUCUCGGGAGACCCAUGGCAGAAUCUGUUUAAAUGCCUUCUGAGAGCCCCCAAACUCCCAGCAACAGCCAAACCUCAGGGUGCUGUGGGAGCUCUGCAUUCCUCAGGGAGCCCCCUGGCAGCACGUCUGAGCACCUGGGAGGGAGAACUGGGCCGUGUGUGUUGCUUUCUUAGAAUCUAUACCCUACUCAAGGAGGCUUUAAAUGAGCAUCAUCACACCCUGAACAUCCCACCAUGAACGGGUACCUGAAUGAAUCCAAUUUCCUGAUGGUGGAGGAGGGUUUCACCACCAGGGACCUCCUGGAGAACCUCCUCGGGGAGCUGUGCCAGGGGAGCGACCAGCAAGCCUUCUUCGUGGCAGACCUCGGGGACGUUGUGAAGAAGCACCUGCAUUUCCUGAAGGCCCUGCCCCGGGUGAAACCCUAUUUCCCAGUUAAAUGCAACAGCAGUGAAGGAGUGAUUCGGCUGCUGGCAGAGCUGGGGGCAGGCUUUGCCUGUGCCAACAAGGCUGAGAUCACGCGGGUUCAAGGCAUUGGAGUCCCAGCUGACAGGAUCUUCUACAGCAGCCCCUGCAAGCAGGUUGCCCACAUCAGAUACGCGGCCAAACACGGGGUGCAGCUGAUGACCUUCGACAACGAGGUGGAGCUGAGCAAGGUGGCCAGGAGCCACCCCCGUGCCAGGAUGUUGUUGGGGAUCACUGCUGACUCCAGCCCUUCUGCCCACCCGAGCAUGACAUUUGGGACCACGCUCAAAUCCUGCCGGCACCUGCUGGAGGCAGCGAAGGAGCAGGCUGUGGAGGUGGUUGGCAUCAGCUUCCACCUUGGGGGCCGUGGGCUGGAGCCCCAGGCCUUCGCUCAGGCCGUGGCUGCAGCACAGCUGGUGUUUGACAUGGGCACAGAGCUGGGCUACCAGAUGCACCUCCUGGACAUCGGCGGGGGCUUCCCCGGCACCGAGGACACCAGAGCCCGGUUCGAAGAGAUUGCUGCCGUGGUAAACUCUGCCUUGGACUUGUACUUCCCGGAUGGCUCCGGGGUGGAGAUUGUUGCCAGACCAGGGCGGUACUACGUCACCUCCGCCUUCACCUUCGCUGUCAGCAUCACUGCCCUGGAAGAGGUCCCCAUGGAGCAGCCUGGCUCUGAUGAGGAGGAGUCCGGCAGCAGGAAGAGCCUCGUGUAUCACCUCAACGAUGGCAUCUACGGCGCCUUCAGCUGCCUCCUGUUCGACAGCCCCUGCCCCAGGCCUCGGCUGCACAAGAGACCCUGCCCAGAGCACCCCUCCCACAGCAGCAGCCUCAGGGGCCCCCCUGGCCACGCCGAGGAUCGCAUCGCCGACGGGCUGGAGCUGCCCGAGCUGCACGUCGGGGACUGGCUGCUCUUUGGGAACAUGGGGGCCUACACCAUCCCAGCCUCAUCCCAGCUCGGGGGGUGUCCCCAGCCACACGUCACCUACGCCAUGUCCCGCAUGGCCUGGAAAGCCGUCCAGCUCUUCCAGGGAAAGCCCCUCCAGGCAGAAGACGACCGUGAGAGCCUCUGCACCCCCCUGUCCUGCGGCUGGGAGAUGGCAGAGACCCUCUGUGUCCCCCCGGUCUUCGCUCCCACCGGCAUCAUCUGAGCAGGGAUGGCACAGGGAGGGGAGGACCCAUGGUGGGGAAGGGCCCCGGGGUGGUACUGGUGUGGGGAAAGGUCUCAUGGUGGUACUGGAGGAGGGAAAGGUCCCACGGUGGGAAAGGUCCCCUGGCAGCACCAGGGGGAAGGAGGUGCCCUCCUACUGCUGCCACCGCCCCGCUCCACUCUCCCUGGGACUGCACUGGGAACUUCGAAGUAAAUCCUGUCCCAUGGAUCCUGUCCCAUAAAUCCUGCUCCUCCA
This is a messenger RNA of Chiroxiphia lanceolata (lance-tailed manakin), 1982 nucleotides long. RefSeq names its product antizyme inhibitor 2 (gene AZIN2). The record is from RefSeq and is a predicted model, not a curated record. Gene Ontology annotation, molecular function: catalytic activity. Gene Ontology annotation, cellular component: cytoplasm. Lineage: Eukaryota; Metazoa; Chordata; Aves; Passeriformes; Pipridae. Bases 351 to 1727 code for a protein of 458 amino acids. The transcript is spliced from 12 exons.